AUGGCCACCAUUAGAGUACCAGCCGAAGUUCCUUCUCCAGCUCAGGAUUCCGAAGCUAUCAAUCACGCUUUCCGAGGAUGGGGAACAGACGAGAAAGCGAUCAUACGCGUCUUAGGGAAAAGAAACGAGAGCCAAAGAAAGAAAAUCAGAGAAAGCUACAGAGAGAUUUACGGCAAAGAUCUUAUCGAUGCUCUCACCUCUGAAUUGUCUGGUCAUUUCAUGAGAGCUGUGAUUCAAUGGACUUAUGAUCCAGCAGAGAGAGACGCAAGACUCGCAAACAAGAUUCUCAAGGAGAAGAAGAAGAGCGUAGAGAAACUUAAGAUUAUCGUAGAGAUCUCUUGCACUCAUUCUCCACACCAUUUAAUCUCUGUGAGGAAAGCUUACUGCUCUCUCUUCGACUUAUCACUCGAAGAACACAUUGCUUCCUCUGUUCCUUUUCCUCUUGCAAAGUUACUAGUGGCCUUGGCAACUUCAUUCAGAUACGACAAAGACAAGGUUGAUGCAGAGGUAGCUACAAUCGAGGCGGCUAUGCUACGUGAAGCGAUGACAAAGCAGCAAUUAGAUCAUGAUCAUGUCCUGUAUAUAGUAGGAACACGUAGCGUCUUCCAGCUCAGAGCCACUUUUGCUGCUUACAAGCAAGAAUAUGGGAACACAAUAGAUAAGGAUGUUGAAGGAUGUCAUGGAGAUGCUGACCUGAGAAGUCUAUUGCAGAUGGUGAUCUUGUGUAUUGACUCCCCUGAGAAACACUUUGCAAAGGUUGUGUAUGAUUCGAUUGAGGGUUUUGGAACGGAUGAGGAUACGUUGACGAGAGCGAUCGUGACGCGUGCGGAGGUUGAUCUGAUGAAAGUGAGAGGAGAGUAUUUCAAUAUGUAUAAUUCAAGCAUGGAUAACGCUAUUAUCGGUGAUGUUUCCGGAGACUACAAGGACUUCCUCCUCACUUUACUUGGUUCCAAAAUCUGA
Molecule: messenger RNA, 960 nt
Organism: Microthlaspi erraticum
Lineage: Eukaryota; Viridiplantae; Streptophyta; Magnoliopsida; Brassicales; Brassicaceae
Source: the annotation of a GenBank genome assembly